Microthlaspi erraticum is the source of this 282-nucleotide messenger RNA. NCBI's taxonomy places the organism in Eukaryota, Viridiplantae, Streptophyta, Magnoliopsida, Brassicales, Brassicaceae. The record is from the annotation of a GenBank genome assembly.
AUGCAAGCACCCACGUUGGCUCACUGGGAAGCUGCUUUACGUGUUGUACGUUACCUAAAGGGUUCGCCUGGUCAAGGCAUUUUUCUUCACUCCGAUCCCGAUCUUACGCUUAUUGUGUACUGUGACGCAGACUAUGAUUCAUGUCCGUUGACUCGUCGUUCUCUUAGUGCCUUCGUCAUUAUGCUUGGAGGCUCACUUGUGGCUUGGAAAACAAAGAAGCAGGUAUUCGACUGUGUAUGUUGUAGACCAUACAAGGAUUCUAGCUCCAAAGACAUGCAGUAA